AUUCAUUGAGGAUCGGUAUGUGCAAUUUUACUUGCUCACAGCGCUUUACUGCUAGUGGUAAAAAGAGGAAACUUUUUAACUGCAAAGUGCAAUAAAAGAAUUCCUCCCACCUUUAAUGAAAUAAAUGACCGUGAUAUCUUAUCAUCAGAACACGACUUAUAAAUUACGAUAUAUAACAUAUGUCAUUUUUCUAUUGGUGGCUUCGAAUGUAUAUGUUGACGAAAGACACGUGGGCAAGCGUAUGAAUAGAAUGAAACUAUUAAUACCUUUUGUAUUUUUGAUUUUAUCUACAACUACUGCACAUCUCAAUUUAAAACAUGUCAAAUGUUUAGUUUGUAGAAUAAUUGUUGAUGAAUUUGAAAAAGAAGUAGGUCAAAUUGACCCUAAAAAAAAAAUUGAAAUCGGACAAUAUCGAUUAGAUCCUGCAGGAAAUACACUUCACAAACAUGUACCAAUGACCAGAUCUGAAGUUCAUCUUUCUGAAAUGCUUGAUAAUAUUUGUAAAAAAAUGGAAGAUUAUGUUAGGGCAAGAUAUAAAUCUAAUGGUAGAUUAACAAUUUUAAAAUUGAUGACUGAGUCUGGUUUAAAUCCUUUACUCAGAGAUGUAGAUAUAAUACAAGAUGGUGAUUUAAAUAAAAGUUUGGAAUACUUUUGCGAAGAUGUUGUGAAUGACAAUGAAGAAACAUUUAUAAAAGUUAUGGGUAGUAAGGAAGAAGAUGCUAAAACUAAAAUUUGUACAGAGAUGGCCGAUUAUUGUACAGAAUUCAUAGAUGAACUGGAUGAUAGUGAUGCAACAACCGAAGCUGAUGGUGUAGAUGAAAGUGAGCAAGACAAUAAACCUGAACAAGUUGAGACAUCUGAACAAGACAAUAAAUCUGAAAAAGAUGAGCAACAUGAUGAACUUAAUCAAAGCGAUAAAACUGAACUCUGAUUAAUAAUAAAGUAUCUAGAUAUUUUAUUUGAACUGAAAAAUAAUUUAUGCAUAAA
Ceratosolen solmsi marchali is the source of this 987-nucleotide messenger RNA. RefSeq names its product canopy family protein seele (gene sel). The coding region runs from base 125 to 931 and encodes 268 amino acids. Gene Ontology annotation, cellular component: endoplasmic reticulum. NCBI's taxonomy places the organism in Eukaryota, Metazoa, Arthropoda, Insecta, Hymenoptera, Agaonidae. The transcript is spliced from 5 exons. The record is from RefSeq and is a predicted model, not a curated record.